This is a messenger RNA of Scophthalmus maximus (turbot), 6850 nucleotides long. RefSeq names its product inactive phospholipid phosphatase 7. The record is from RefSeq and is a predicted model, not a curated record. The coding region runs from base 148 to 6108 and encodes 1986 amino acids. The transcript has 36 exons. Gene Ontology annotation, cellular component: nuclear envelope; nuclear pore. NCBI's taxonomy places the organism in Eukaryota, Metazoa, Chordata, Actinopteri, Pleuronectiformes, Scophthalmidae. Gene Ontology annotation, molecular function: sphingosine-1-phosphate phosphatase activity; protein binding; structural constituent of nuclear pore. Gene Ontology annotation, biological process: protein import into nucleus; RNA export from nucleus.
GGUUUUCCUCCACCAAAAAACGCGCCGCGGCGUGUGUGUGUGUGGUACAGCGAUGCUCGGCGUGUAGUGCGGCUCACGAGAAACACGCCUCAGAAAUAAACUAAAGCGACGAACUGUGUGGAGAAGCAGCAGCUGCCGUCCCUCAGAAUGAGCGACGACACGGACUCCCCUCCCGAGAGGGAAAUGAGGGAUUUCCAAUUUCGACAGAUGAAGAAAGCAAGAGUUUUUGAGUGCCCUGAUGAGAUGCCAAAAGAAAGAUCUAGUCUGCUCACCGUCUCGAACAAAUUUGGUUUGACUUUUGUCGGGCUCAACAGCACAUUCAAAGUUUACCUAACUGAAGCGAUACUGGCUGCUGACAGAGCUGAUGGAAACGCUAAUGAAAUAGUCAGUGGGAUAGUGCCAUUGGCGGAGGUGACUGUGGAACUGGCUGUGCACCACUUGGCCCUCAGCUGCGAUGAACUAACUUUGUCAGUAUGUGGCAUGUCUGAGGGGGCGUGCUUAUCCCUCACCUUCUAUGACGUCCGCACCUUCAUGAACAAGGCGAGACCACAGAAGCUACCUUUUGCGUCGCUGCAGGCGGCCACACCCCCUGGUACUUCAGUGCAGGACCUGAAGUGGAAUCCUGCUCAGGCGUCCACUUUGGCUGUCUGUCUGUCCGAUGGCAGUAUGAUGAUUUUGGAUGUUACAGACAGUGUCCGAGUGCAGGCCCAGCUACCUGCUUCCAGUGGUAUCACAUGCAUUUGCUGGAGUCCAAAAGGAAAACAAGUCGCGGCAGGAAAAAUGAAUGCCACAGUCAGUCAGUAUACACCAGCACUAGAAGAGAAGAAAGUGAUCCCAUGUCCACACUUCUACGCUUCCUCCUCUGAUGAAUCUGUCAAAGCUCUGGAUGUGCUGUGGCUGAAAACCUUUGUGUUUGCGGUCGUCUAUGCUGCUGCAGAUGGAUCUCUUGAGACGCCCCCCGAGCUAGUGUUCAUAUCCCUCCCAAAAAAGGACGAGAGGGUGGAGACAAAGUAUCUGAACUUUAGUGACACAGUGUUCGGCAGCUGCACUGAGCGACUCCACCACUACUUCCUUAGCCAUGUAGAGGACUGGGACCUUGUGUUUGCGGCAUCAGCAGCCUCCAUUGAGGUCAGCGUCAUAGCCAGACAAGACGACAAGAUAUGGGAACUUUGGAUCCUGGAAGAUGCAAGUCGGGCUGAGCUUCCAGUGCCCGAGACAAAUGAAGAUACUCUACCACUCGGCUUAGCCAUCGACUUCACCAGCCAGCAGGAGAUCCACAUCUCGGGUGAGAAGACCUUACCACCGGCUCCCACUUUGCUGAUGCUGUCCACAGAGGGGUUACUCUGCCCAUUUGCUCUGCUCAACGCCAACCCUGGGGUGAAGCAGCUGGUCUCGCCGCCUGGCCUGCUCCCCCUGGAGGGAGAGAGACUGCCGAAGCCAGGUUCUGUGGUCGCCCAACCAACAAGAACGGCGGCCUCCAUCCCAUCUGCCCCAGCCACAUUCACACACCUCGGUCUUACUUCAACGGCUGCUUCCACUCCUCCGGCUCCUGUUGGAGCUUCCUCUGCUGCUCCAUUCAGCUUCGUUAGCGCAGCUCCCGCGUCGUCGUCAUCGUCAUCAGGCUUCACGUUUUCAGUCCCGACUACCAGCUCCACCUCGGCCCCUUUAGCCUUCUCCCUGGGGGGAUCCAUGCCUUUUGGCUCCGGGUCCUCGGGCUUCUCGUUUGCUUCCAAACCUCCCUCUGAAACUCCCUUGGCACCCUCAGCUUUUUCCGUCAGCACCCCUUCUAUCAAACCAUCAGCUGUGGUGAUCCCGGCUCCAGCUCCACUACCCCAGAGCCUUGCUACUGCCUCCCCACCUACAGUGAAACUGAAUCUGAAUGAGAGGUUUUCAGCAGUGGAGGCCCCAGCACAAGCCCCACAGUCUUUCUCUUUCAAUCCUCCACUACCCAAACCAGUUGUCUCCAAUACCAGUAGUUUGACCACCCCUCCACUCUCAGCCACUAAGCCCCCAGCUGUGCUAACCCCAGUGCGUCCAGUUCAAACCAGCACGCCCACCACAGUUGUGCAGAAACCUACUCCUGCCGCCCAAGGCCGUGUUCAAGCUCCACAGGCAGCUGUUGGUGCGAAGGCCGUGGACAAGCAGCCACAGCAAAAGAAGGAAUCCGAUCACAUUAUGGCUGGAAUAUUGGAAGAGAUUGCACACUUCCAAAAAGAGUUGGAUGACCUCAAGGCAAGAAGCGCAAGAGCUGACAUUAAGGUUGGCACCAACGAAGAGAUGAAGGGCUUGAGGAAGGAGUCGGAGGACCUUCAUGUUUUCACCCUGGAGAUCAAGGAGACUACAGAGUCUCUCCAUGGCGACAUUGGUACUCUGAAGACCACCCUAUUGGAGGGCUUUGCUGGGGCAGAAGAAGCCAUCGCCCAGAGCGAGCUGAGCAGAGACAAAGACUACAGACAGCUGCUGUACAAAAAGCCUCUCGACCCGCGCAGUGAGGAACGGCUCAAGGAGAUACGUAGACUGUACCAGUACGUUACGUUUGCCGUGGAAGAUGUCAACGAUGUGUUGAACGUGGAAUGGGAGAAGCACCUGGAGAAGAAGAAAAAGCCGAAACACAUGGUCGUGCCGGGGCGUGAGGGUCUGUUCACCACACUGGCCAAUAACUUGUACAUCAUCGACCAGCAAAAGAACAGAUUGGACCGUUUGGUUAAGGAGCUCAAUUCACUGAUGCUUUACAACAAGACGUUUACGCCAGCGACAAACCAUGAUACUGCUACUCCAACAACUACUGGUUUGGAAAGCGAGCUGGAGAGUUUAAGGGAUGCGCUCCUGAAAGCCAGACUGGACACUACCCCUCCAAAGACCAAAUCCAGAACUCCAGUCAAGAUAUCACCAGUGAAACAGUCCCAGCUACGUAACUUCCUCUCAAAAGGGCAGAUGCCUCCUGUGCGCUCAACUGCACCAGCCAACCUGUCUCGCUCAGCCUUCCUUUCACCUAAAUACUAUGAGGACUUGGAUGACGUGAGCUCUACCUCCUCCCUGUCCCAGUCCCUGGACCCCCACCCGGCUCACUUGGAGCUGGAGGAGGAGGAGGAGGAGGAACUACUGCCAGAGCUCCCCAUGACAGUCAUCCCUCCAGCAUUGUCCACCCCUCGCCACCCCACUGUGGUGAGGACCCCCUCCAUUCAGCCAGGCUUCGGAGCAAUCCAGUCCACCCCUUUGCCCAAGAUUCAACAAUUGCAGGCUAUGGGCUUUGGACUCAGCCCUAUUGCCAGCCCUGUGCCAACCAAUAAGAUCAACCUCAGCGGGGCUGAUAGCACUGCUCUUGCCACAAAGACUGUGAAACAUGGAGCCCCACCUUCUGAGAGGACCGUACCCGUCACCAUCCCUGCCCAGCAGGCCGCAGCCACCGCUGCUCUACGUAGGCAGAUGGCCAAUCAGAAGACAGCUGUUGUCAGCACUUCCUUGACAGAGUCCACUUUGAAGACUGUUCCUCAGGUGGUCAAUGUUCAGGAACUCAGGGAGAAAGGGCCUCCUGUGCCAGGGUCAAAUAUCAUCAGCUCAUCAGUACCAGAUCCAGCAGCUCAAGUGUUUGCCACAGUCUCUUCCACCCAGGCGAAACGAAAUCCGACCCAAGUUAUGCAGACUCUGUCCUCUGAAGGUUUUGUGUCAGGUCCGCCGUCCAAAACGGAUGUUUCUGUGGCUCCUGCUGGCUCAGCAGAGCAAAGCACUAACAAAGGUUUCUCCUUCUCUUCAGGGUCCACAGGCUUCGGUUUUGCUUCAGUUACGCAGGGAGCUGGGAUAUCACAAGUAAAGGAUGUGAAUAAAUUUUCCUUUGGUGGAAUUGGCAAGAUGGCGUUUGGCCAGACUGGAGACGAGGCAUUCUCCUUCAUCCCAAAGUCCACCUCCCCUGCUCUAUGCACCGGAUCCCCCACCCUGCCUCCGUACCCAUCAGGGGAAGCAGCCAAACCCACCUCCUCCACGACUGCCCUCAGAGUAGAGCCACAGCCGCCUAAAACAAUCGGCGGAGAGACACUGGGCAGUUUCUCCGGACUACGUGUGGGCCAUGGAGAAGAAGCUAAAGAUUCCACUACCAAACCUACUGCUGCCUCUUUUACCUUUGGGGAUGCUGGACUCGGGAUGGGGAAGGGAGCAGGGCAGUUUAGCUUUGGCACAGGUGUCCAAAAGUCUGCUGAAGAUUCCACUGGAGCAGACUUGGCCAAGGUGGCAGCGUCAGGCAGUUUGUUUAAGCCUCCUGAGUCGAAUACCAAACCGGCCUUCUCUGUUCUCCAGUCGGCCUCAGCUUUACCUUCGUCUUUCAGCAGUCUCCUUGCAGCAUCUUCAGACUCCUCAGAGGAACCAAAAGCUCCCGCAGAACCUUCAGAACCCACACCACCCCCUGAAAAACAACCUACUUCUGAACCUGCUGUGGAGAUCGCCACUGCUGCUGCAGUACCCAACGCUGCAGGGGAUGCAGUCCCCAUAGAAACCACAGCAGCCAAACAGGCACCUGCAGAAACAACACCCGCACCCCUUCUGGCCGCAGCUGCCCUUACCCCAGACCCUCCCCCCUACAUCCCCGCACCCGCUGAAGCUGCCCCUCAGGCGCCCGUCAGUGCCGCUCCCCCAAUUGAAGCCACCGCAGACACGACCCCCACCUCUGCGGCUCCUGUGUCCAUGUCAGCAGCUUCCUCCUUUGCAGCGGCACCCGUCUCUCAGGUUGCACCAGCAGCAUUUCAGGUUCCCAGUUCUGACAAACCAGGUUCCAUUUUUACUCACCCUGCGCCAGCAACAACGGACAGCAGCUCCCUUGGAAUCACACCAGUUAUCAACACAGUCGCCAGUGCAGCCACCACUGCCACCCCUACCAUUGUUAACACUUCAACAACUUCUGCUACUAGCACUGUAUUCGGGCAACCUGUUGCACCUUCUUUGGCCCCCGCAGCCCCAGCAAUCACAGGAUUUGGUUCAACUGGGUUCGGUGCGUCAACUGGAACUCCCUUUGGCCAACCUGUAUUUGGCCAGGUGAGCGGCUUUGGCCAGCCUGCCAGUAACACUGGAACAUCCAGUGGCUUUUCUUUUGGCCAGGCAGCAUUUGGAGCAAACCCCGGUAAUGCAACUACUGGAGGAGGAGGAGGAGGAGCUUUUGGUGCUGCUACUGCAACAAAUGCAAGUUCCUUCUCCUUCGGCACAAGCAGUGCCAACACAGCCAGCAGCACUGGGUCUGGGCUGUUUGGACAAACCACCGCCCCAGUGUUCGGCCAGAGCUCCGGAUUUGGGCAAGGGUCUGUGUUUGGGAGUAACACCACCACGUCAUCAUCUACAGGAUUUGGCUUUGGACAGCCCUCAGCUUUUGGUUGCUCUCCUGCCACCCCUGUGUUUGGCCACCAAACUAGCAGUGGUAGUGUGUUUGGACAGCAGCAGCAGCAAUCAUCUGGUGGGAGUGUGUUUGGUUCAAGUUCAGCCAACACACCGGGCUCACCGGCUGGUGGAGGAUUCUUCAGUGGCCUCGGGGGCAAACCAACCGAGGAAGCUGCCAACAAGAACCCAUUUGGCGCCGGCUCCUCCACCGGAGGGUUUGGGCAGCCUGCUCAGACAGGUGGCAACAGUCUUUUUGGGAACAGCGGUGCCAAGACCUUUGGUUUCGGACAGCCCUCCUUUGGUGAGCAGAAACCUGGUGGGACCUUCAGCACUGGAGGAGGGAGUGUCUCAUCCCAGGGCUUCGGCUCCUUCUCUACGCCGUCAAAAUCAGGUGCAUUCGGCACCGCCCCAGUGUUUGGGAGUCCCCCGUCUUUCGGUAGUUCCCCAGCAUUUGGAGCUGCAGCGGCAUUCGGCGCCAGCCCUUCUUUCACCAACACCAUGGGUUCCUCGGCUGGUAAGGUGUUUGGAGAAGGAACAGCGGCUGCCAACAUGGGAGGAUUCGGGUUUGCCUCACCUCAACCCGCCCCGUCCUUUGGUGCCCUAGCUAAUCAGAACGCGCCGUCCUUCGGGAACUUGGCCCAGCAGGGCCCUGGGUUUGGAAGUCAGCCCAGCAGCUUCUCUGGCUUUGUACAGCAGCAACCACAGGCAGGAGGCUUCUCUGGAAACACCUUUGGGUCUUCAAACCAGUAAGUGUGAUCAAGUUCACAAACAUUUGCCAGUUGGAGAAGCUAGUUUUAUUAAGCAUCCAUGAGCCACAGUACUUUCUGCAAUCAAGUCCUUUGUGCCACACAAUGGGAGGAGGGACAGGGGAAGACUGUGUUGCAUUUGGGUUGAAGGGGUAAAUAAAGUAAAUUAGAAGAUAGAUUUACAUGUAUGUUCUUUACAUAAACUAUUGCAUGUCUGGGGAAAGAAACAAAGUUUUCAAACCGCUUGCAGAGUGCAGUUGAUUAUGUGUUCUUAAUAUUUUCUUCGGAGAAUCAAGUGUUGACAUCCAUACAAACAGAAGACAGAUCAGUGUGAGGUUUCUGGAAAAACAGAUUUGAAACAAUUUAUUCCUGAAAAUCUGUUUUCAAAAAGUAAAUAAAUCAUAAAAGUACUGCAAGUACUCGUGGUAUCAUCUGUCUAACGUUUUUAAAAUGUUAGUGUCUGCACUUUGAAGUAUCACAAUGUACAAAAAGUUAAGAGCUUUACUUGGUGUUGUCAGCAUGGCUUCAUAUAAGGCUCUGUUCAAUCCAGUUCUAUCUAAUAUAUGUUCAUACAGUGGUGAACAGAUAUUUGUCACAAAUGUACACAUGCCACAUGCUAAAAGGAAUUGCGAUUUGAAAAAAAUUAAAAUAAAGUUCUAUUUUCUUUUUCAAAUAUUUUUUUGCAGGAAAUCCCCUCUUGAUGUAUAUUUUUACACCAAAAAAUGAAAAUAAAGUUAAUUUCUCUA